Hemisphaericaspora subhashii is the source of this 1521-nucleotide messenger RNA. It is a transcript of the gene STP1, whose product is annotated as Stp1p. Bases 1 to 1521 code for a protein of 506 amino acids. The record is from RefSeq and is a predicted model, not a curated record. Gene Ontology annotation, molecular function: RNA polymerase II cis-regulatory region sequence-specific DNA binding; DNA-binding transcription factor activity, RNA polymerase II-specific. NCBI's taxonomy places the organism in Eukaryota, Fungi, Ascomycota, Pichiomycetes, Serinales, Debaryomycetaceae. The transcript has a single exon. Gene Ontology annotation, cellular component: nucleus. Gene Ontology annotation, biological process: regulation of transcription by RNA polymerase II.
AUGUUUAGUCUUGGCAUAGGUUUAUUGACGCAGGGUACCACCACCAUUGGUGGUAAAAUAAAUGUUGGUAUUGCAACAUCAAGCCCUACCGAUUAUUAUAAGAAUUAUACUUUACCAAACUUAUUAUCAUUAAAACUAAAUGUUUUCAAAGUAUUAAAUCAAUUAAUUUAUGGAACAAAGAGAUAUUUCGAAUUAUUCCCAAUAAUUAGUAAUGUACAAAAUCUCAAUAACUUCAAAGGAUUCUUUCCAAAGCUAUGUGCUGCUGAUGAUUUAGAGUUAGGAUUCGGUGACAAUAAUCAAAUCGAAUUCUUCAAUAAUAGUGUGCCCCAUAAUACCCACUCAAAUUCAUUACAUCAUCCAACUUAUCAGACUACGUCCAAAACUGAUUUGGCAUAUAACCAAGCAGGACAAGUACCUAUAUUUGACGAUUUUUAUGAAGCUCACAAUCACUAUCAAUAUAAUAUUCAUCGUGAAAUGACCCCUACAGAUAUUUCAUUGAAUAACAACAUGUUGCAUGCUCCUUCAUCUCUUCAUCAACAUCCACAACUUCUCUAUUCGGGAAAUUUUGAAUUUGAAAUGGCUAAAGCUGGCUUACAAUAUCCUCAACAAAAACCGGCCCCAUCACAACCUCAACCUACUACUAGAUUACCAUACUUCCCUGAUUCUAGCUUUGAUAUGGAUCUUCCAUAUUUCGAUGAUUUUGCUCCAGUUCAAAGAUCGGUUGCAAAAGUUACUAGACAAGAAUCGGGAAGUCCAUCUGGACAAUCCACAUACAUGUCAAGCACUUGUUCGAUAUCUUCUGUAGAAAGCUAUGUCAAUCCAUUAGACGAUGAAUUAGUCAUAAAGAAACCAACUGAAACCAACAAAAGAAAGAGAAAACAAGAGGAUGAACAAGCACGACCAAAGAGAAAAUACACCAAAAAAUCAGAUAAACUCAUUCAAAUGCAACUUGAAAAAGUCAGAUCCAAUAGUUCAAGCUCCUCAAAUUCAUACGACGAUAAUGAACCUACCAUCAUCACAACCACAACCACAACCAACAAUACCAUAGUUUGUAAAAAGACAAUCGCCACCAAGGACGGUACAACCAUCGACAAUAUUUUCGAAUGUCCCCAUUGUGAUGCCACAUUCAAAGUCAAAGGAUACCUCACUCGUCAUUUAAAGAAACAUAGUUCAUCCAAAGCAUUCAUGUGUCCCUUCUAUCAAGAAGAUGGAAAUAUCGGCACGAAAUGUCAUCCAACUGGUGGAUUUAGUAGACGAGACACAUUUAAGACUCAUUUAAAGGCAUUGCAUUUCAUUUAUCCUCCAGGUACGAAAUCAAGUGAAAGAAAUCAACAUAGUGGUAGAUGUGCUGGAUGUUUUCAAUAUUUUGAAAAUAAUGCGUUAUGGUUGGAAAGACAUAUUGAAAUGCAAAAAUGCGAAGGAACUGUGCUGCAUAAAUUGCAAGGUUUGGGACAUAAGACUGAAGAUGAUGGGUUGCAUUGUCAUGCUUCUCAUUAUGUCAAGGAAGAGAUAGUUGAUUAG